Molecule: messenger RNA, 1828 nt
Organism: Mya arenaria
Lineage: Eukaryota; Metazoa; Mollusca; Bivalvia; Myida; Myidae
Product: nucleic acid dioxygenase ALKBH1-like
Exons: 6
Coding region: 1-1230 (409 amino acids)
Biological process (GO): oxidative RNA demethylation
Cellular component (GO): cytoplasm; nucleus
Molecular function (GO): oxidative RNA demethylase activity; ferrous iron binding; broad specificity oxidative DNA demethylase activity
Source: RefSeq, a predicted model, not a curated record
AUGGCGACCGAACUGUCAAAUGCAUGUUGCAAUUCUGAAAUUGACAGAUUUAAGGGAGUUUAUAAGAAGUACAAACGUAGAGACGUGCCACUGAAUGUUCAGAACGUCAUUGAUUUACAUGGGACCAGUUAUUCUGACGAUGUUAUUAGCUAUACACUGCAUGAACCCUCUGAAAAAUUUCCUGGACUGAAACCUGUUAAGGACUGGAAGGCUUAUCAGCUUAAGAAUUGUGAAGGUUUCAUUGUCAUAAACAAUCCGUUUGAGCCCAAGUAUCAACGUUACUGGGUGGAGCGAUGUCUGCUGGAUUUUCCGAUGAAGCCCAAUAGAACAAACCUUGAUGCUCACAUGGAGAGGCCAUCGCAGGUGUGGCAUUCUUGCGUUGAAACUGAUAGGCCUAAUUUGAGAAAGGAUAGUCUGCUGAUGAAGCUUCGAUGGGCUACACUGGGAUACCAGUAUGAGUGGAAUACUAAGGAGUAUUUUGCCGACAGAGUGCAGUCAUUCCCAGAUGACCUAAGUCACCUGUGCACCUACAUCGCGAAGACCCUGGGCUACUCCAACUACUCGUCAGAAGCAGGCAUUGUCAACUACUACAGAAUGGAGUCUACCCUUAUGGGGCACACCGAUGUCUCAGAGCUUGAUAAAGCGGCGCCACUCAUCUCCUUCAGUUUUGGGCAGUCCUGCAUUUUCCUCAUUGGUGGCCCUACAAAGGAGACUGAGCCUAUUCCAGUAUUCUUGAAUAGUGGGGACAUCUGUCUGAUGACAGGAAACGCUCGUCUAAGCUAUCACGCUGUUCCUAGGAUACUGCCUGGCAACAGAGAGCACCUGCAUGCCUGUUUCCAUGGUGACGGAGGUAUUGAUGUUACAGACGACCAGAACGUUGCAAUUCAUGACAUUGACACUGAACAUGACCUUGAUGAAACUGAAAAUGACCCUUAUAGUGAUUCAGUGCAUGAAAAACCACCGGUUAUAAAUGUUAUUGAUAGUAUGAAGAUUAAUCAAGAAGAAAAUACUAUAUUGACUCCAACACAAUCAGGAAACAGGUGCAGUGUAACAGAACUCGGAGAUCUGAUGAAGACUGUGAUAGAUGGGACAGACUGGACACCAUUUCAGGACUAUUUAAAUGUCUCGCGAGUAAAUCUGAAUGUCAGACAGGUGCUAAAACCGGGUUUAGAGCUGGGAAGUUGUCCAGAUGUUAUAAAACCUUGCGAUAGAUCUGUUGAAAAGACAUAGGAUAUUUUUGUGUACAUUGUAAUGCUUUGUUUCUAAUAUAAUAUGCAAGUUUUAACUGAAUAAAACUAUCAUAUAUGAUAGCAUAUAUGCAUUUUUUUUUCUUUUCUGUCAAUAUAAAUGAUAAUAUAAUUAUGUUAUCCCAGCUACACAAAGUGAAGUGGGGGUUUUCUAGGAAUCAAGUGUGCUGCCACAUCCUUCAUGCAGUUUGUUUGUUUUGUUUUUGUCAGAUGCAUAACUUUCUUAUUCAUGGUCGGAUUUUAAAAUUAUUUGGCAGAUCUGACCACCAAAGCAUGUGAAUGUGUCAUGAACAUGACCUGUGUCCCUAUAUUCAAGGUCAAGGUCACUGCAAACUACUGAUCAUAAUUGUGCCUGUCCUUCCAAAAACUAUUUAUUUCAAGAUAUUAAUAAGGCGCAUGAGGUGCAUAGCAUAUUUGUUAACACAAUGUCUUUUAAAGUAUACAAUUUUUCUUCCUCGAAUUUAAAUGCAUCUACUCCAUUAUAUUGGUGAAUACUACAGCUCAAUUCUCAAGCAUGCUGAUAUGUACAGCAUUAGGUAGCAUUGAAAUCUGUAUUGUUUAUAAUAAUGGGGACUACAUUU